This is a messenger RNA of Pseudomassariella vexata, 2703 nucleotides long. RefSeq lists its product as uncharacterized. The transcript has 2 exons. The coding region runs from base 68 to 2569 and encodes 833 amino acids. Gene Ontology annotation, biological process: protein linear polyubiquitination; proteasome-mediated ubiquitin-dependent protein catabolic process. NCBI's taxonomy places the organism in Eukaryota, Fungi, Ascomycota, Sordariomycetes, Amphisphaeriales, Pseudomassariaceae. Gene Ontology annotation, molecular function: ubiquitin-protein transferase activity; zinc ion binding; ubiquitin binding. Gene Ontology annotation, cellular component: ubiquitin ligase complex. The record is from RefSeq and is a predicted model, not a curated record.
AAAAUAUUGCAUACUAAAAGUACAUACAGCCUUUUAAACGUCUGCAUUCCAAGUCCAAGUGCGAACCAUGGACGGCCUGCCACUUCGUCUUCAUCUCGGAGAGAACGCUCGAGCAACUCGGCCAACCCCAGCGUGCCGUUUCUUCAGUCGGGGAACAUGUCGAGACGGGAACAACUGUCGCUUUUCUCACGUUGCAUCAAGCGAGACGGCGACGAGGGGACCGGAAUCCAACACCGCUACAUCUCAGACAGACACCCGGUCACGAGUUAUAUGUCAGUUCUACUUGAGAGGCUUUUGCCGCAAUGGCAGCACAUGUCCUUAUGCCCACAAUAAGGACGAUGGCGUAAACCUACAGAUGCCUCAAAAGGAGGAAGAAGACAAGCCCGACGAUUGGGUCAGAGAGGUAUUUGGCACUAUUGCGCACUUUGGAGGCGGUGCCCGAGUUCUGAAAAUCUCUCUCCCGUCAGACUUCUCUGCUGUUCAUCUGGGAAUGCUUCCACCUGAAGCGUCCAUAACCUCUAUCAUCGCCCUCUUAUCGGAUAAUGGUUUCACUGUCCCAAGGCAGUGCAUCCGUCUCAUACCGCAGGGAAAUUCGAUGCAUCGCAGCGCCGAUGUCCGCAUGGAGGACGAUUCGUUCGCCAAACGCCUGUGCUCUAAGCUGGGGGGCAAAAUGGACACCAGUGGAAGGGUUCCUAAUGUUACGGCCGUCCCUAUAACCGCUUCUAUGCCACAGGGGUCAAGUUCAAGACGGGUGGACUCGAAGAAAGUGCACUGUUCCUGGCAUCGACCCUCCCGUGUUGUGUGGCUGAAUUUUGGAAACGAGAGCAUUGCAAAAAAGAUUCAUGAGAAGUUCGCUACCGGAAUCUACCGAAUACUUGGCCGGGAAGUCCAAAGCAAUGCUCCAAGAGGUAGCGAUACCAGUGGACAAGCCUGGCUUCGCAACCCGCUAGCUUGGACCAUCGUGCUCAACGAUGUCCCGGCCAUGGCCUCUGCGUCUGAUGUGAUUCAGUCAAUUCCACCAUCCAUACGCCCACGACACGUUGAACUGGGGAAGCCAACGUACGACGUCAACAUUGCCGCGGCAAAUACUCUGGUGAAGUCGAUGCUCGCGGAUAUUGGUCCACUGGAGUGGUGGGAAGAUGCGACCGGCCUGGGAGGGAAACGCGCCAAAUCCAAAGCUAGGUUCACAGACGAAGCGGAUGCCAGAAAGGCCGCGGCUUCAUUGAACAUGGCAACUCUACCAUUCGGCAAGAAUGUCAAGCUAACCAUACAGCUGGUGAAUUCGGCAAAAUGGAAGGUUUUAGACAUGAUUUACAAUGCUGUACGUGGUCAGCUGGAAACAGAAAUGGUGACCUGGAAGGUACAAUACUUGAUAUUCAUCGCAUACGAGCCUAUUCAUGGACAUCGAGUUCUCAAGUUGGAAGGGGAAGAUAACACAAAGGUGGCGCAGGCUAAGAACACGAUCGAGAACAUUCUUGGAGGUGAAGUGGCUACACAUGAGGGCAAACCGAUCUGGUCACCAUCAUUCGGCUCCAAUGGACAGGUUUGGAGAGAGGUCAAGGCCGUCAUGCAAAAACUUGGUGUUGUCAUUUCCCGGAACAGGAGAAAGUCGUGCUUGCAUAUAUACGGCCCCUCUGAGCUGUGCAUCGAAGCCCAGAAAUUGCUAGCCAAUCUUGCCAUCCAUGAUACCUCCACAGGCCAUGCGAUCGAGCUAGAUCAGCAGAAGUUUGUUUGGGCUUGCCGAGGGGGGUUCAAGCUGAUGUCGGCUGCACUUGGGCAAGGCAUUGUCACACUCGACAUCAUCUCGACACCGAAACGACUUUUGGUAACUGGCUCAAGUGAAGACUACAAAUCCGCAUUGAAAAUGGUUAAUGAUCAGAUCACCUUGGAUCAGUCAGAACUCGCCGAGAAAAACGAAAAGGAUUGCACUAUAUGCUGGACUGAGACUGACAAUCCUGUUGUCACACGGUGCAAUCAUACUUACUGUUCAGAAUGCUUCGAAACGUUUUGUUUCUCUGGGGCUACUGGAAACAAGGACUUGUGCAUCCGCUGCGAAGGCGAUUCAAGCCAAUGCAAGUCAGUCCUUGGUCUCGAUGAGCUCCAGGAGUAUCUUUCGUCGAGCACAUUUGAAGAUUUGCUGGAAGCGUCUUUCAAAACGUAUAUCCGUCUUCGCCCACUCGACUUCUGCUAUUGCCCUACGCCCGACUGUGCACAGGUGUAUCGAGCGACCUCCAACACUGCUUUGUUCACCUGCCCAGAUUGCCUUGCGGCUAUCUGCACGAAAUGCCGCGCAUCCCACCCAGAUAUGACGUGUGCCGACCACAAAUACCAUAUUUCAGGUGGCCAUGAGGCGUUGGAGAAGGUGAAAAAGAAGUUGGGCAUCAAGGACUGCCCUAAGUGUAAGACACCGAUGGAGAAGACUGAAGGGUGUAAUCACAUGACCUGUGGAGGCUGUGGGAUUCAUAUCUGCUGGGUGUGUAUGCGAACCUUCCAAGAGGCCACGCUUUGCUAUAAGCAUAUGAACAGGGAGCAUGGUGGAAUCGGGUUGCAGAUACCAGACCUUUUAUAAUCAACCCAAACUUCUUUUCCCAGGUGACUUGGAUUGUUUACACCGGAACGAAUGAAGUAUUGUAUUAACGUCCCACACCCACAUCCGGGACACUCCCACAUGUGGGACGCCCUAAAAAUGAUGCUGUAUAUUAU